This is a messenger RNA of Mucor velutinosus, 2064 nucleotides long. RefSeq lists its product as uncharacterized. The transcript has 2 exons. Bases 1 to 2064 code for a protein of 687 amino acids. Gene Ontology annotation, molecular function: ATP binding; nucleic acid binding. Gene Ontology annotation, cellular component: mitochondrion. NCBI's taxonomy places the organism in Eukaryota, Fungi, Mucoromycota, Mucoromycetes, Mucorales, Mucoraceae. The record is from RefSeq and is a predicted model, not a curated record.
AUGUUGCGUAAAGUUCUGAUUCCUUCUGCCAUCAAGCUGUCUGGUCCUCGUGCCUUUACUUCUUUGACAAGAAGCAUUGCUGCUACCAGAGUCACUCCUAAUGCCGUUGGCUCUCUCCUCAGAUCUCAAGCUCUUCGUCCUCAACUAUUCAGCUCUCUCAAGAUCUCUCCUUAUGCUUUCCUCCACACACAAUCCACUGCUCCUAAUUCUGCUGUAGCCGAGCUCAUCAAGGACGAAGUCAUCGAAAACGACACUCACAUUGAACCCAUUUCCGAACAAAAGAAGCGAUUUGAUUCCAUUGAAGCCAUUCAUCCCAACACACAAAAGGCAAUCCGUCAGGUAUUCAAGUACGAAGAAAUGUCAGCAGUGCAAGAUGCUGUUCUCUCCAAACUACCCAACAAGAAUGACAUGUUUGUCAAAGCAAAGACAGGUACCGGCAAAACACUUGCUUUUUUGACAGCUGCUAUUGAAACAGCCAUUGAGGGUCAAUCCCCUCAAGAUUUCAAGCACUUCCAAGGCACCUCCAUCAUGGUGAUCUCUCCUACCCGUGAGCUCGCUAACCAGAUUGCUGAUGAAGCCCAAAAACUCGUAAGUGCGUAUCCUUUCAAGGUACAUUGUAUGGUGGGCGGUGAUUCCAAGAGACGUCAAAUCCUCAAUUUGGAGCGUCGUCGCUGCGAUAUCGUGGUUGCUACACCUGGUCGUCUGCAAGACAUGCUUUCCUCAGUGCACAAUUUCAAAAAGAUGUGUCAAAAUCUCAAGGUGCUUGUCCUGGAUGAAGCAGAUCAGCUGUUGGAUAUGGGCUUCAAGGCUGAAUUGCAACGCAUUUUGAACCAAAUUCCCGAGAAGCGUCAAACUAUGCUCUACUCUGCCACCAUUUCGCAAGAAAUUCGUGAAAAUUUGGGCAAAUUCGCUUUAUCACCCAACUAUGAUUUGAUUGAUACCGUGGGCAAGGACGAUGUCAACACCAAUAUUCAUGUCAAGCAAUCUGCUGUGAUUGCUCCAUAUCAAAACCAGUGUGCACUGAUCCGCGAUUGUCUUGAAACACACGAAGCUGCUCAAAAGGGCAAGGUCAUUGUCUUUUUACCUACGACCAAGGCUACCAUGGUCUACGCCAAUAUCUUCAAGCGUCUGAUGCCUGAUCGUAUGGUCUAUGAAAUUCACUCCAAGAAGGGCCAAGAUCAACGUUCUCGCAUUGCUGACAAGUUCCGUAAAUCCAAGGACAGCAGCAUCCUCUUCACAUCCGAUGUCUCUGCCCGUGGUGUCGAUUAUCCUGGCGUGUCUCUCGUUCUCCAAGUAGGUGUUCCUUCUUCUCGCGAGCAAUAUAUCCAUCGUCUCGGCCGUACUGGUCGCGCUGGCCGUGAAGGUGAAGGUAUCAUCAUGUUGGCACCUUUUGAAAAGGCAUUUUUGGACAAGGAAGUCUCUGAUCUCCCUAUUGAAAACAUUGAGGCUCCCGCUCUCACUCAAGAGGAGAUUGACGAAACAAAUGAAAUCGCUCUCAAGUCUAUCAACAACAUGGAUGAGGAUAUGGUGAGAGAGGUCUAUACUGCCUAUUUGGGCUAUUACUCUGGAAGAAUGCCCAUGCUGGGUCAACGUCGUUCUGCAGCCUUGACUGAAGCCAACAAAUUUAUUGAAGGUCUUGGUGUGACAAACAUCCCUCAUUUGAGCCCUCGUUUCUUGUCUCAACUUGGUUUGAGCGAAGGUAAUAGUAGCCGUAACAAUAACCGUGGUGGCAGUGGUUAUAGUCGUGGUGGCAGCAGUCGUGGCGGUGGUUUCAAUCGUGAUAAUGAUCGUGGAUUUAGCCGUGGCAACAAUUUCCGUGAUUUCAAGAGUUUUGAUCGCGACAGCAAUGAUCGUGGCAGUUUCAACCGUCGUGAUAGCUACAACAGCAGCAGUAGACGUUUUGAAGAUCGUGAUAGUGGCUACAAGAGCCGUGAUGAUGGCUUCAAGUCUCGCGAUAGUGGCUUCAGACGUCGUGAUAGUGGUUUCAAGAGCCGUGAUGAUGGCUUCAAGUCUCGCGAUAACUUUGAACGUCGCUCAAACUUUAAGCGUCGCGAGGAUUAUUAA